UCUUGCAUUGCCAAACAUAGCAAAACAAUGGCGGUAUAACAGUGCAAUCACCUUCAAAUGUUGGCCCUAUGAAUAAAAUUGAUCAGUUUGAACAUUUUGAUGUACCGCUCUCGCUAUCAGCUGUUUUCCUUCAGUGACAUAUGGAGUGUAGAACAGUUAUGUACGGGAAUGUUUACAUCAUUUUCAUGUGCCGCACUCUGAACGCCGCACAAUAGCUGCGAUGGUCGUAAUCAUCUUUCGCUAAUUCAUCAAUCCACGAUUAAAAAUCAACGUUGAUCGAUAAAAAUGGCUCAAGUUUAUCGUAAACUUGUCUCUGAAAAGUUGGCUCGUAUUUGCGGGACAAAUGUUCAAAUACCUAUGACGGCGCUACAGUUUACAUACCAGCGAGCAACGCGUACGCCAGAAUUGAGUAUGUUAGCGCAGUAUUUGGGACAAGGGUUUGAUCAAAAGUCCUUCAACAGGAGUGCUGAGUGUAUCGUGAAGGAUGAUGAACACCUUGCAACGGUCACGACAGAAGAGCGAUCCGGCAAGAAGUGGGUAAAACUAUCACUUGACAAAAUGAAGCUAAUACAAACGGUGCUGGAGAGGAAGCCAUUGCAAGAGGAAUACAAUACAGCCACCAGUCAAACUAUGAUAGUCGAAUUCAGCUCACCCAACAUUGCAAAGCCGUUUCACGCAGGCCACCUACGAUCCACCAUUCUGGGAAACUUUUUAUCCAACUUGAAUGAAUUUCUCGGUAAUCGAGUGUUACGGCUUAACUACCUAGGCGAUUGGGGCACCCAAUUUGGAUAUUUAGCACUGGGAGUUCAACUGAAAGGUCUUUCGCCAAAGGAUAUCCACCAGGAUCCAAUAAAAUGUCUGUAUGACGCGUACGUGCAUGCAUACGAGGCAGCUCGAAAUAGUCCCAACAUGCAUGAGCAUGCGAUGAACAUUUUCGCGCGCAUGGAAAACGGUACCGCAGAUGACUUGGAUCAGUGGCAGGAAUAUCGUGCCUAUACGGUGAAAGAGCUGGAAGACCUGUAUCGCCGGCUUGGAGUUUGCUUCACUAGCUACGAAUGGGAAUCACAAUACGGUGUGAACAAAAUAGCGCACGUGCUGGAAACCCUUAAACAGCACGGCCUGCUGAUAGAUCAACCGGAUGGGCGAAAAGUUGUACAGCUUCAACAGCGCAAGAUCCCGAUCGUGAAAAGCGAUGGAUCGGGAAUGUACCUGCUGCGGGACAUUGCCGCAUUGAUGGAUCGUUACAAUCGGUUCGAGUUUCAUAAAUGCAUCUACGUGGUCGAAAAUGGACAGAACGAUCACUUUGCAUCACUGAGUGAGAUCGCCCAUUUGCUCUGUCUACCGUAUGCGGCAGGUGUUGAGCAUGUAAAAUUUGGUCGAAUACAUGGAAUGAGUACCAGGAGGGGUAAGGUGGUAUUUCUAAAAGAUAUUCUCCACGAGGCACAGCAACUGGUACAGGAAAAACAACGUGAAUCGCCCUACACCAAAACAAAUGCUGCCGACGAUCCCUCGGUCUGUGAUAUUCUGGGAACAAGUGCAGUCAUUAUAAAUGAUUUGAAACAGCGACGCAUGAAAGACUACAAUUUUGAUUGGUCAAAAAUUCUCCGAAUGGAAGGAGAUUCCGGGAUAAAGCUUCAGUACACGCACUGCCGUCUGGCUAGCCUGUUACACGCACAAUCAUCUGCAGAAGAUAUAAUGAGCAUUCAGUGCGACGGGAGUAGUUUAGUGGAACCGGAAGCUUUGGAUUUGGUGUGCCAGUUGGCCAAUUUCAAGCCAGUUUGCAACCAAGCUCAAGAGGCCGCUGAAGCAUGCAUACUGGUCGCCUAUCUCUUUCGGCUAUGUAAAUCGAUAAAUCUAGCCAUCAAAACUUUGCCGGUAAAACAAGAAUCGGAAGCUAAGAAACGGCAGCAAAGAAUAUUGUUAUUUAGCAGAGCAAAGUUGGUUCUGCACACUGGAAUGACACUUUUAGGAUUAAGGCCACUAGAAGAAAUGUGAUUUUAGAAUCGUGUUACGAUAUAAAAUUAAUACAAAAAAAUCGAAACAUCAAA
Messenger RNA from Anopheles arabiensis, 2048 nucleotides. RefSeq names its product probable arginine--tRNA ligase, cytoplasmic (gene ArgRS-m). The coding region runs from base 286 to 1995 and encodes 569 amino acids. The record is from RefSeq and is a predicted model, not a curated record. Gene Ontology annotation, biological process: mitochondrial translation; arginyl-tRNA aminoacylation. The transcript is spliced from 4 exons. Gene Ontology annotation, cellular component: mitochondrion. Gene Ontology annotation, molecular function: ATP binding; arginine-tRNA ligase activity. Lineage: Eukaryota; Metazoa; Arthropoda; Insecta; Diptera; Culicidae.